GGGUCCGGAAGGAGUUGAUGUGCGCUGGGGCAGCGGCAGCCAUCGCGCUUUGCUGUUGGGCUUCGGAGGGUGUAGGGCUGACGCCAAUUAAGGGAUCGCGUUCUCUCCAAUCGCAGACCCUGUAAGAUUUGGAUAUGUCCUUCAUAUUUGACUGGAUUUAUAGUGGUUUCAGCAGUGUGCUACAGUUUUUAGGAUUAUAUAAGAAAACUGGUAAAUUGGUAUUUCUUGGAUUGGAUAAUGCAGGAAAAACAACAUUGCUACACAUGCUAAAAGAUGACAGACUUGGACAACAUGUCCCAACGUUACAUCCCACUUCAGAAGAACUAACCAUUGCUGGCAUGACCUUUACAACUUUUGAUCUGGGAGGACAUGUUCAAGCUCGAAGAGUGUGGAAAAACUACCUUCCUGCUAUCAAUGGCAUUGUAUUUCUGGUGGAUUGUGCAGACCAUGAAAGGCUGUUAGAAUCAAAAGAAGAACUUGAUUCACUAAUGACAGAUGAAACCAUUGCUAAUGUGCCUAUACUGAUUUUUGGGAAUAAGAUCGACAGACCUGAAGCCAUCAGUGAAGAGAGAUUACGAGAGAUGUUUGGUUUAUAUGGUCAGACAACAGGAAAGGGCAAUGUAUCUCUGAAAGAACUGAAUGCCCGGCCAUUAGAAGUUUUUAUGUGCAGUGUGCUCAAAAGGCAAGGUUAUGGAGAAGGCUUCCGCUGGAUGGCACAGUACAUUGACUAAUACCACCAACCUGCCUCAGGUCCAGGUCUUGCCAUUCAGGCCUACUCAGAGAUUUGAUUGUUGAACAUGCAUAACUUGAAUUCAAUAGACUUUUGUUGGUUAGAAAACAGAUAUUUUUUAGAUUAAUAAUAUUAUAUCAACUUAAUUUGAGUGACAAUUGAAAACUGAUUCAAGUAAGUUUGAAUAUCACAAUGUUAGCUUUCUAAUUCCAUGAAGAUAAUUAGUUUUUACUGUUUGUAAUCUGACAUGACCCCCAGCGCCAUUUAUAAACAGCGACUUUUCAGCAGUACAUUUGAAGCACUUUUUAACAAUAUGAAACUACAAAUAUAAACUAUAAUUAAAAGCUCAUCAUGUUAAAUUUUUUAUGUACUUUUGGAACUAGUUUUUAAAUUUUAGAUUAUAUGUCCACCUAUCUUAAGUAUACAGUUAAUAAUUAGCUUAUUGAUGAUUGCAUGAUGCCUUACAGGUUUCAAUAAUAUUUUUUCUUAUGCAAACGUCAUGCAAUAAAAUAGACCCUUAUGUUUGG
Molecule: messenger RNA, 1257 nt
Organism: Eptesicus fuscus (big brown bat)
Lineage: Eukaryota; Metazoa; Chordata; Mammalia; Chiroptera; Vespertilionidae
Gene: SAR1B
Product: secretion associated Ras related GTPase 1B
Exons: 7
Coding region: 135-731 (198 amino acids)
Biological process (GO): membrane organization; endoplasmic reticulum to Golgi vesicle-mediated transport; vesicle organization
Cellular component (GO): COPII vesicle coat; endoplasmic reticulum exit site
Molecular function (GO): GTP binding; GTPase activity
Source: RefSeq, a predicted model, not a curated record